Amaranthus tricolor (Joseph's coat) is the source of this 1346-nucleotide messenger RNA. Its product is annotated as probable LRR receptor-like serine/threonine-protein kinase At3g47570. Gene Ontology annotation, molecular function: ATP binding; protein kinase activity. The record is from RefSeq and is a predicted model, not a curated record. Bases 27 to 512 code for a protein of 161 amino acids. Gene Ontology annotation, biological process: protein phosphorylation. Lineage: Eukaryota; Viridiplantae; Streptophyta; Magnoliopsida; Caryophyllales; Amaranthaceae. The transcript is spliced from 2 exons.
CAAGCAACAUUCUCUUAGAUGCUGAUAUGGUUGCUCAUGUUGGUGACUUCGGGUUAGCAAGGUUCGAUUCACAGUCCCGUACAAAUAACAGCAGUACAAUUACAGUUAAAGGAAUCGUUGGAUAUUCUGCCCCAGAGUAUGGUCUUGGAAUGGCGGCAUCGAAGGAGGGUGAUAUAUACAGUUUUGGGAUCGUAUUGAUAGAGUUGAUGACUGCUAAAAGUCCGAUUGAUACAAUGUUUGAAGGGGAUUUAGACCUCCAUAAGUAUGCACAAUUGGGAUUGUUGUCAGAUGAAUUGAUGAAUAUCAUUGAUCCAAGGCUACUAAAUAAUUGCGGUAGUCCAAGAAAUGACAUUAAGAUCAUUGAGUGCAUUGGGUCUGUGAUGGAAAUGGGGGUGAAAUGUUCAGCGGAAUCUCCACAAAAUCGAAUGAGAAUCGAAGAUGCAAUCUCAGAGUUGAAGAAAACAAGGGAUAUUUGGCUAAAAGAACUAAGAAUCAUGGAUCGAUAUGCAUAAUUAUUCUUUGGUACAAUCUAUUUAUCAUUUAGAUUAUUGCAUACUUUAUGUUUUAAUUCUUUUUUUUGUUUUUCUAAUUUUCCAAUGAUUUUGAAGGAAUUUGGAUGCAUAACAAGAGAUAUUUAUGAGAUGUUGGCGAGAUGAAAAACAAAGAAUAUUUAUUAUUAGACCUGAACAAUAAGUUUAAAUUUCUUUGUUGUAGAAAAUUCCAAUACAAUUUGUCUACUUAUUACUCCCUCCUAUUCAGCUUAUGUGUCUCAUUUCCUUUUAUGAUCAAGUCAUCUUAAUUGUCCCAUUUCUAUUUUUGGUAUGGGUUUUUGACUUUUAUGCCCUUAGUAACUUUAUCUUAUUUUCAAUUAUACCCUCCAUUACCCAUCUUAAUUUUCCUUCCUUACAUUAAAAAACUCAUAAUACCACUCUCUUUUCAACCCUUAGGAACUCACUUUUGACUCUCCCUAAAAUCCGUGAAAAGUCAAAUGGGACUCCUAAGAUGAAUAGGAGGGAGUAUCUUUUAAAAAUACACUAUUAUUGUUGUAUUUUUGUAUUUGUUGAUAGCAAUGUUUGAUCCUAGGAAUUAGUCUAAUUUGGUAGUUGCUGCUAUUAUUGUUGUAAUAUUAGGAGUUGUUGAUUUUAUAACAAAAUGCCAAACAAAUUGGUAUGUACUUUUGCCCGUUAAGUUUGAGCAAUGUCAAGAAAUCGUUAAGAGAAUAUACACAUGAAAUAUGAUGAACUACUUGAUUAACCUUCUCAAAACCACAAUAUUAAAGUUUUAAUUUUAUAAUAUUUUAUUCGGCUACAUGAACCAAUCUAUCAAUAACAAUGACUAUAUUUACU